GGAAAUCGCAGCCCUCACAUGAACAAGCAUGAGAGACAAAAGGAGGGAGGAGGCCGGAAUCAAGCCGACAGGGCAUGUGUCUUAGCAGCAGCCGAGCUGAGGCAUGCUUCCACGAGCUUAUUAAAUUUUAAAGGGAUGGUGCCUGGAAUGCAUGCUGGGGAGGCAGGGGGAGCCGGCUUGGCUCCGUGCCCCUCUCCAGGACUCUUGUUUGUUGUUCUCCGGGCUUGGCGGGGUCUGGCUCCGGCGGGAGGAGGGCGGCCAGCCACAUCCUCCGCUGGGGAGUCCCCGUGGCGGGAGCCCGCUCCUUGGUGGCCGGGGUGCCGUCGGGGAGUUGUCCACGAGGAGCCUGGGGGAAGAUUAUUUGGAAAUUAGGGAAGAUUAUUGGGGGCCACGUUCCUAAGGGCAGCGGGUCUACUCGACUGGCGCCCCGAGGAUCACAGAUUGGACGGGCAAUGUGGAGAUCCCACUGAACUGGACCCUGAGGAGGUCCCAAUUAAUGGAUUCUGACAUGGAUUAUGAAAGGCCAAACGUAGAAACUAUCAAGUGCGUCGUGGUUGGAGACAACGCAGUGGGCAAGACCCGGCUCAUUUGUGCCCGUGCCUGCAAUGCCACGUUGACUCAGUACCAGCUUCUUGCCACUCACGUGCCCACCGUCUGGGCCAUUGACCAGUAUCGCGUUUGCCAGGAGGUAUUGGAGCGCUCCCGAGAUGUGGUGGAUGAUGUUAGUGUAUCCCUGAGGCUUUGGGAUACCUUUGGAGAUCAUCAUAAGGACAGGCGCUUCGCUUAUGGAAGAUCUGACGUGGUCGUAUUAUGCUUCUCUAUUGCCAACCCCAACUCCCUGCACCACGUGAAGACCAUGUGGUACCCCGAGAUCAAGCACUUCUGCCCCCGAGCACCUGUCAUCCUUGUUGGCUGCCAGCUUGACCUUCGCUAUGCCGACCUGGAAGCCGUGAACCGUGCCAGGCGACCCUUAGCAAGACCAAUCAAACCCAAUGAAAUUCUCCCACCAGAGAAGGGGCGAGAGGUCGCCAAAGAACUGGGGAUCCCUUACUAUGAGACCAGCGUAGUCGCCCAGUUUGGCAUCAAGGACGUCUUUGACAAUGCCAUCCGAGCGGCCCUCAUCUCCCGCCGGCACCUCCAGUUCUGGAAGUCCCACCUGCGCAAUGUCCAGAGGCCCCUGCUCCAGGCCCCCUUUCUGCCCCCUAAGCCGCCUCCCCCCAUCAUCGUCGUCCCCGACCCUCCUUCUCACAACGAAGAGCGGCCGGCCCACCUGCUGGAGGACCCCUUGUGUGCCGACGUCAUCCUGGUGCUGCAAGAGCGGAUCAAAAUCUACGCGCACAAGAUCUACCUCGCCACCUCCUCCUCCAAGUUCUACGACUUGUUCUUGAUGGACCUAAGCGAGGAGGCGGCGGCGGCAGGGGGCGGCCCCCGAGGCGGUGCGGCCGAGCGGCCCCUUCACCAGGAGGAACGGCAUCAUCACGGGCGGGAAUUCCUCCUGCGGGCGGCUAGCUUCGAUAUCUGCGAGAGUGCGGAGGAAGCGGCCUCUGGCCAGCAAAAACCGUGCCUUAGAGCCUCCACCAGCGACGGGAUUUUACGGGGCAGGAACUACGGGGAACGAGGGCUCAAGCGGGGCCGGGUCCUCUCCUCUUGGAGCCGUGCCUUUGUCAGCAUCCAGGAGGAGAUGGCAGAUGACCCCGUGACCUACAAGCCCCGGCUGAUGGUGGUGGUGAAGAUGGACCCUUCCAUCCAGCUGGGGCCCUUCCGAGCGGUGCUCAAAUACCUGUACACCGGGGAGCUGGACGAGAACGAGAGGGACCUCAUGCACAUCGCCCACAUUGCGGAGCUGCUGGAAGUCUUCGACCUCAGGAUGAUGGUGGCGAACAUCCUGAACCACGAGGCGUUCAUGAACCAGGAGAUCACCAAAGCCUUCCACGUCAGGAGAACCAACCGUGUUAAGGAGUGCCUGGCCAAAGGGACCUUCUCAGACGUCACCUUUCUACUGGACGAUGGUGCUAUCAGUGCCCACAAGCCCUUGCUCAUCUCCAGCUGCGACUGGAUGGCUGCCAUGUUCGGAGGCCCGUUUGUGGAGAGCUCCACCCGUGAGGUGGUGUUACCGUACACCAGCAAGAGCUGCAUGCGGGCUGUGCUUGAGUACCUGUACACCGGCCAGUUCUGCUCCACAUCAGACCUCGACUACAUGAAGCUCAUCAUCUUGGCCAACCGCCUGUGUUUGCCACACCUGGUUGCUCUCACAGAGCAGUUCACAGUGUCGGGUCUGAUGGAGGCUACGCAGAUGUUGGUGGAUAUCGACGGAGACGUCCUCGUGUUCCUGGAGCUGGCUCAGUUCCACGGUGCCUACCAGCUUGCUGACUGGUGCCUUCAUCACAUCUGCACCAACUACAACAACAUCUGUCGCAAGUUUCCUCGGGAGAUGAAGGCAAUGUCAGCCGAGAACCAGGACUACUUUGAGAAGCAUCGAUGGCCUCCAGUCUGGUACUUGAAGGAGGAGGACCACUAUCAGCGGGCCAGGAAGGAACGAGAGAAGGAAGACUACCUCCACCAGAAACGGCAGCCUAAAAGGAGGUGGCUCUUCUGGAAUGCCUCCUCCCCAGCCCAGUCGCCUGCCUCCUCGGCGGCCACAGCUUCCUCCUCCUCUUCUUCCUCCUCCUCUGCUGUGGUUUGAGAGAUGCGCUGACCACCGUUCAGGGCCUCUUGGGAGAAGGGGCCAAGCCAGCAUCUGGUUCAAGAGGCUUGGAAGACGCCACCAGCUACAUUCUCCGUGGAGAGAGAAAGCAAGCAUGCCCAUCCCUGGGAGGUUGGCGAGGACCUGCACAGGUGGGGCUCAGGAGCCAGAGCUCCAUGCAGCCCAUCUCAUCCAGAGCUCCAUGCGGUCCUGAUCCCUGCCUCAGCUGGCAUCGUUGCACAGGAGCCAAGAGGCUCCUACAAAAGGGCAGGCAGGCUGGCUUUUUGUUUUAAUAAGGGCCUCACUAAUCUAGCAGAACAAACCUCAACGUUUACAGGAAUGCCAGAGGGUUUUGUUUUGUUUUUUAAUUUAAAAAGAAAAUUCUGCUACAAGGAAGAUGCAGCAGUUCUGCAUUAUUUUUAAUGAGCUGGGUUGUUUUUUUCCUUUGCUAAUGGCAAAAAAAAAAAAGUGAUUGGGUACCUCCUAUUGGCCAUCCUUAGCACUAUGACAUUUCUAGUGAACUCUGUGCCCAGGAUUUUGGCUGGGCUGCUUUUGGCGACAGGUACCCUUUUGGUUGCACUUUUACCACCCUGGCUCUUAUCUCUGGGAUGUUUGCUUUCUGAAGGGCACAUAUCCUGUGAGCAACAGAUGGAUGUGGACCCUGUUGAUGAAAGGCAGGUCCUGCAGAAGUGGCUCCAGCCAAUAGAAGCUUCAGUCCAGUGCUGGAACUGAACUGCGAUAGGAAGGGGUUCUAGGCUGGAGAAGCCAGAUCUUCUGCUGAAUGAGAAUUCAGCCCAGAGAGGCUGAAAAGAUGCUGCUUUUCUUUUUCUUUCUCUCUAUUUUCUUUAUGUCUUUGGCUUGCAUACAAGGUGGCCAGACCACAGCUAAGUUACGAGAGUCUGGCAGAGCCUUUCCCACCCUGGUCUGCUCAGUUAGAUGUCUGGAAACGUUCUGCUUCUGAAAUGGAAGAUCCCAGCAGUUGACACUUUAUUUUAUUAAAAACAAACCAAUACACAACAAUUUGGAUUUCAGUGCAGAUGGUUCAGUUGUAAUAAAUGGUAUUUUAAAACGA
Messenger RNA from Hemicordylus capensis (graceful crag lizard), 3755 nucleotides. It is a transcript of the gene RHOBTB2, whose product is annotated as Rho related BTB domain containing 2. Lineage: Eukaryota; Metazoa; Chordata; Lepidosauria; Squamata; Cordylidae. The coding region runs from base 497 to 2683 and encodes 728 amino acids. The record is from RefSeq and is a predicted model, not a curated record. Gene Ontology annotation, biological process: small GTPase-mediated signal transduction. The transcript is spliced from 10 exons. Gene Ontology annotation, molecular function: GTPase activity; GTP binding; protein binding.